CCCAAACAAAAAUUGAGUAACUUACUUUUCUAAACUUUACUAAACUAAGUUACUAAGUCUGAAGUCAAUAAUUAAAUAAGGUAAAAACAGAUUAAGUCGUUAGUACCCACUAUAGACUAUUACUAUAAGUAUUGCCAUUGAGCAAAUCCUUGGCAAUGGCAAUACUUGAUUGCCAUUUCUAUUGGCCAAAUAAUACUAUCGAAGUGGCCUUUCGGACCGGGUAUCAGAAAGUUGAAGUAGUGAGUGAGAGGUUGGCAGUUGGGAUUUAAAAAAGGCUGUGGCUAUAUACAGUCUACAGUAUUGUAAACUACCAAUUGGCAAUAGACAAUAGCUUCUACUUCUAGGGAGCUAUUUGUAGUAAACUACCAAUAGCUUCCAGUGACCAUGUUCCUAAAAAAUGAUUGGCCUAAGCUUAUUUUUUAAUCUUUAAGUUCUAAUCACGUUAUUUUACAGUUUCAUUUAAAUUUAACUAAAUUAAUAAGAUUUUGUUUUUAAUAUGCCCACUUUGUAUGCAGUAAAACUUCUUUUAAGGUAAUUAUUUAGGCCUGUAUUAGUAUUCCUCCUCAUCCUCAUGUCCCUUAGUCCUUGCGCUUGGACCGUUGGGGCGCCACAGAUGACAUGUAAACCAUCCUCCUCCAUUCCUCUCUGUCUUCAGCACUACGCACUGCAUCGCCCAGUGUUAGUCCUGUCUACUCUCUGAUGUUAUUCUCCCACCUUUCCUUUGUCUUCCUCUUCUUCUCCCUCCUCUUGUGGUGCCCCGCAAUAUUUCUUUGGCAAGCCCUUGUUUCCUUGUCAUGUGGCCGUACCAUUGUAGUUUGCGUUUUUUCACAAUCACCAGUAGGUCAUCGUACUCCCCAAUUGCCUGACGAACCCUUUCUUUCACUGUAUCAUUGGAGAAGCAGAUCCCAAAAAUGCUUCUGAAGCAUCUCAUCUCCAUCGCCUUUAUUUUCCUUUCAAGAUCGGCUGUUAAUGUCCAGGAUUCGCAGGCAUACAGGAAAAUGGAGAGGACUAAUAAGCGCAUCAGCCUGAUUUUGGUGCUGGGGGCCAUAUUUUUGUCAUUCCAUAUUUUCUUGAGCUUCUUUAGUGCUGUUGUAGUCUGCGCAAUCCUGGACAUCAGUUCUGGCUUGGAGCCUUCUUCUGAGACAAUUGCUCCUAGGUAUUUGAAGUGGCCUACAGUCUCUAAUCUUUCCUCCCCGACCUUAAUUUCAGUGGUGAUGCCUGCGGUAUUAUUUUUCAUCAGUUUUGUCUUUUCGGCACUAAUUAGCAUGCCGUAGGACGACGAGGUCUUAUCGAGACGCUUUACCACAUUUGCUAGCUGUUCUUCGUUCCCAGCCAGUGCAUCUAUGUCGUCUGCAAAGCGUAGGUUGGUGAUUGUUCUACCACCAAUGCUGACUGUACCUUCAUGCGCUUCCAGAGCAUCUGACAUAAUUCUCUCUAGGAAGAUGUUGAACAGGGGGGUGGGGGACGGAGAGCAGGAAGCCUUGUCGUACUCCAACCGUGGUCUUGAACCAUUUUCUUAUGUUGUUGUUGAAGAAGACUGCACUGGUGGCCUUAUCAUAGAGGUUGCAUAUCAUGCUUGUUAGGUUUGUGUUGAUGUUGUAGUCCCUCAUAGUGGCCCAUAAAGCAGCAUGUCAAACCCUGUCAAAUGCUUUCUUGAAGUCAACAAAGACUUGGUAUGGGUUUUGUUGGUGUUGAGCAUAUUUCUCACAUAGUAUUCGGAGGUUUAGAAUCUGCUCAGUAGUGCCCCGUCCUUGUCUGAAGCCCGCCUGUUCUUCAGCAAUGAUUCUGUCAGCAUAUGGUUUUAGUCGGUUCAAUAUAACCUUGCUUGGAUGGCUUAUUAGGCUGAUUGUGUGAUAGUUUUGGCAUAGCUUUAGGUUACCUUUUUUGGGGAGAGUGACGAUGAGGGUCUGGGUCCAUGGUUUGGGCCAUUCUCCUGUAAGCCAGAUUUUGUUACAAAUAUUGAAUAGGGCACUUAUCAUUGCUUCUCCUCCUCGUUUCAUCAACUCGGCAGGGAUAUUAUCCACUCCUGCGGCCUUUUCUGUUUGGAGUGCUUGGACUGCUGCUUCUACUUCUGCGUGGAGAAUAGGGCAGUUAUCAUUGUCUGUUGCUGGAGGGACAUUAAGGAUCUCUGGGUCUAUCUUUAUACUUUCAUUAUAAAGCUCUGAACAGUAUUCAGUCCAUCAUUUGAUGAUAUAAUUUUCUUCGGUCAAACAUUUACCAUUUUUAUCCUGUCUGGUAGUACUACGCCCUUGUUUUGCAGUGGUUAGUUCUUUCACCAACUGGUAAGUUUUUUUGCUAUUGUUUUUCGUCAAGCAGUUUUCAGUUUUGUAGCAUUGCUCUUCAAUCCAGUUCUUCUUUGCCCUUUUUAUACCUUUUUUGAUGCCUUGAUUAACUGUCCUAUAUUUAAUGGCCCCCUCUGUAUUUACCUUUUUUUUCUUUGACUGCCUCCGUUCAUCACACAGAUCAAGUAUGUAUAAUUUUAAUCAUAAUAAUUAGCACACACAAAAUGUUUACAGCUGGAUUGAAUUUUAACUGCACAUUUUACUUUAGGCUUGGUAAAGAAGAAGCUGGGUAAAAAAUUUUCAGACUAUGAUCCCUGACCAUUUCCCCCCAGUUGCCAGUAUCAUACAUCUAUCUAAGAUCUAUAUUAAUUAGGUCUAUAUUAUUUAUAAAUUUUAUAGCCAUAUCUGUGCAUGGGGAUGGCUACAGCAGAUAGUGUUAAAACUUUAAAAAAGUACUGUAGAUUUUAUCUUUAGUGCUGAGGUUUUGUCACUAGUACAAACUAGUAAUAAAUAAACGGGGCAAUACUUCGCCAGCCUCAUUGAAAGCGGAUUUUUAAAGCUCAGAUUUUGGUUUGAUUUGAUUGGCUGGACUAACAAUAGCUCUCUAGAAGUUAUUGGUAGUUUACUACAAAUAGCUCCCUGCGCUAACUAGAAGCUAUGGGUAGUAAACCACCAAUAGACACUUUCUUUAAAAAUGAAAGUGUCUAUUGGAAGUUUACUACCAACAGCUUGUAGGCUCCUUGAUGAAUUUCAAACUUCUCACCUUCAACUGGCCAAAAAUGUGGUCAUUGUUACUGUUCCAUAGUACUCACCUUCAGUUGGCCAACAAUGUUACUGUUCCAAGGAUAUGGAUUGUUGAUGAGGAAAGUUUUUUGUAUACCAAUUGCUGUGAAAAUUGCCUGGCCAUUUGCAAUACAAAGUCAGAAUGAGUCAAAGUUUAGAAGCUGGUCAGAGUAGUUCCAAGCUUUCAACAAAUAUUUCCCAAAGUGAAAAAAACAAAACCAUCCUUGAACUUUGCCUUUAAAGAACUUCAUACUUAGAAAUUUAAAAGUUUGUAAGCAUGAAAAGGAAACUUGAUUUUGGUGACAUUAAUUAUUUUCUUUUUCUAAACUCUAAUUUGUGUCAAACAGUAAAUAAACAUUGACAUUUUAAAAUAUUUAAAUUAAUAAAAGCUUAUUAUCGGUAUUAAAAACAUGGUGGAAUACUAAAAUAAUGCCUCUGAUUUUUUUUCAUAGUUUUUUUCAGGCUUUAGAUAAAGUGGAUUAACAUCCAAUUUUCAGAGGUGACUUAGUGACACAGCGCAGCACCACAUUGAUUGGUAUUAUAGAACCUAGAGAUGGCAUCUAUUUCAUUUCUUGAUGCUGGUAAUUACUUAGAAGAUAUUUGUUCUCAUUAACCAGCGUGCCAAAAUAUUGUACCAUAAUAAAAAAAGUCAUUAUUUGUGAUUUAUUCAGGAUCAUACCUCCUUUCAAAAGUUUGUUUUUCAAACAAUUUUUAAAAGUAUACAAUUAAAAGUUACAAUGUCAAAUUGAAUAGUUCUCAUGUUAUUUUGAAAUCCCAACAGCGACAUUAAGGAUCUGAUUUGUUGGAACCAUAGUCUCAAUGCAAAGUAGUCAAGUACGUUAGCACAAAAUUCUUGCUUAGUUAUUUUAGAUGAAAUAAGCUAAACAAAGUAUGUGAAAACCUGAAAAAAGGACAAGAAAAACCCAACAAAUGCAUUGUUAAGAAGCCUUGUUUAGCUAACAAACAUCAGUAAAUACAAUAUGCUUUGUUUUGCUCAUUUCCUUUUAUCCAACCCUAUUGCAUUAUCUCCCCCUUAUUAUCUUUAAAAAAAAAAAAAAUUAUUAUUUUAUUUUCAUUAUAAUCUAAUAUAUAAUUUGAGAAAUGUUCAAUUCUAUAGAGCUGAUGUUUGAUUAACUUAAAACAAAUUGUAGACAUUUAUUGAAGAAUUUAAAAGGAAUAUUUUAAAGUCAUGAGACUUUGAGAAAAGUUCAAUCCUCACCCUUGGAGUGUAUGAUUCAGCUGUCAUUGUGGUUACAUGUUAAUGGUUAAUUGUCAUUACACUGUUACAUUUCAUGAUUCAGCUGUCAUUGUGUAACAUGUAGUGUAUGAUUCAACUGUCAUGGUGUAACAUGUAGUGUUAAAUUCAACUGUCAUUCGUCAUGGUGUAAAUUUUAGUGCAUGAUUCAGCUGUCAUUGUGUAAGAUGUAGUGCAUGAUUCUGCUGUCAUUGUGUUACUGUGUAACAUUUUGUGUAUGAUUCAGAUGUCAUUGUGUAACAUGUAUUGUAUGAUUCAGCUGUCAUUCUGUAACAUGUAGUGUUAAAUUUAGCCCACAUGGUAUGACACGAAAUGUGACUUAUUCAGCUGUCAUGGUAAGAAAUGUAGUGUGUCUGUUAGGGUUGACAUGGUCUGAAAUGUAGUGUGUCUGUUAGGGUUAACAUGGUGUGAAAUGUAGUGUGUCUGUUAGGGUUGACAUGGUGUGAAAUGUAGUGUGUCUGUUUGGGUUGACAUGGUGUGAAAUGUAGCUUGUAAUGUAGUGUGUCUUUUAGGAUUGACAUGGUGUGAAAUGUAGUGUCUGUUAGGGUUGACAUGGUGUGAAAUGUAGUGUGUCUGUUUGGGUUGACAUGGUGUGAAAUGUAGUGUGUCUGUUAGGGUUGACAUGGUGUGAAAUGUAGUGUGUCUGUUAGGGUUGACAUGGUGUGAAAUGUAGUGUGUCUGUUUGGGUUGACAUGGUGUGAAAUGUAGUGUGUAAUGUAAUGUGUCUUUUAGGAUUGACAUGGUGUGAAAUGUAGUGUCUGUUAGGGUUGACAUGGUGUGAAAUGUAGUGUGUCUGUUUGGGUUGACAUGGUGUGAAAUGUAGUGUGUCUGUUAGGGUUGACAUGGUGUGAAAUGUAGUGUGUCUGGGUUGACAUGGUGUGAAAUGUAGUCUGUCUGUUUGGGUUGACAUGGUGUGAAAUGUAGUGUGUCUGUUAGGGUUAAUAUGGUGUGAAAUGUAGUGUGUCUGUUUGGGUUGACAUGGUGUGAAAUGUAGUGUGUCUGUUUGUGUUGACAUGAUGUGAAAUGUAGUGUGUCUAUUUGGGUUGACAUGGUGUGAAAUGUAGUGUGUCUGUUAGGGUUGACAUUGUGUGAAAUGUAGUGUGUCUGUUAGGAUUGACAUGUUAUUAGCUGUAGACUGUGUGUAUGAUUCACUCUUUCGUCCUUGCCUAUUUGAUCCAAUGGAUUAAGACUUAGUCAAGAAAAGUAGCAUAAUUCAGAUGUCAUGGUGUGAAAUUGAGUGUGUAUGAUUCAUCUGUCAUCGUGUGACAUAUAAUGUUUCUGUUUCAGCUUUCGUGGUUACAUGUUAAUGGUUAAUUGUCAUUACACUGUUACAUUUCAUUUAAAUUUCUUUAUUCACAAUGAUAUGUUCUUUAACUUAAGACUAUUAGUAUUAAACAGUAAUGACACAUAAAUUGCAAGUUCUUGAGAAAGGAAAUAACUAGCACUUAUGAUAUAUUGCAUUUUUAAUUCUUGUCAUACAAGGUAUAUUACAUUGAAUUAUGUUGUUAUUUCUAAAAAAUCUGAUAGCUUAAACAUAAAGUUACAAGUUAUUUUUUGUGGUUUUUAUUUUCUAAAGAAUCUGAUUGUUUAAACAUAAAGAUAGAAGUUGUUCUUCCUACUGGAAAGAAAGAGGUCGCUUACAUUAAUCCUGAAAAUAAAGUCUAUGAGGUAAGAACUUUAAACUGCUCAUUGUUUGCUUCAAAGAUCAUGUAUAAUACUCAAAUUCAUAAUGUUAUUACUGGGUAAUAAAUAGGUUUUUUUUGCUAGUAAGGGUAUUUUUUUUUUAAAUUUAACAAAACUAUUAUGGUUCUAUGAAAUCAUAAAAAAAUUGUUAAUUUUGUUAAAGGCACCAAUAAUGAAUAUUACCAUAUUUCAAUUCUUGAGUGAACUAAGUAGUAGCAGACAGCAAAAUUAUUUCUCUUAUUUGUUUUAGAGACAAUUGAUUAUUUGAAUCAGUGAAGUGAAAGGCAAAAUUUAUAUUUUGUUUUGGAUUCAGGAGAAAGAAGCAAUUUUACGGAGAGCAGAUAUCCCAUAUCCUAAUCUGUACGUAUUAGUUCUAUUUGCUGGUCCAAACAAACGUAUAAUCUUGGAAGACAAAUUGUUGAUGGAAAGGUACAUGGAUGACCUGGCAGGUGGCCAAGAAUCUUAUAUAGAGAUUAGAAAGAAAAGGUAAUGAAACUUUCUUUCUUAUUUGGCUGUUCAUGUCUGUUUACUUUAUUAUUAGUUUAUUGUAUAGUGUUAUAAUUUUAAUUAGAAAUACAAUAUCAGUAAAACAUAUUAGAAUCAAGGCUUUAGCCAAAUCAUUUUUUUAACAUUUCUAUAUGAACAAAUCCUACACUUACUUUAAUUAUGUUUUGUACUAAUUGUUUAAUAAUUUAUUUAUAACAUAGCCUUUAACUAUUGAGUACCACCAGUAUUGACAAUUCAUAAAUGGUUGUGAGAAUAGUUAUUAUUGAUCCUAUCAAUUAUGCAAUCUCAGCAAAUAAGUAUUUGUUCAAAUUUAUUUCUCAGCUCUGAAAUCGAACGUCCUCCCAAGCCAGUCAAUUGUGAGCUAUUUAAUAUCCAAUUAAAAUGACAUCAUCAAUAUCUGUGUAAAUAUGUUUAUGUUUAAUAGUUCAGAUAGGAUUUUUUUGCUUUUGGAUUUAUCAUGUUUUCUUUCAUUCAUAUGCUUUAUGGCAUGUAAAAAGUUUUUUUUCACAAAACUCAGCAAAACAAUCCGCAGCUAAACAUGCUUCAAAAAGAACCAUAAUAAAACAUAUUUAGAUUUAUAAAAUAGCCCUGGAAUUGUCUGGAUGGUGGGUUUAAUUCAUUGGGGCUUAGAGCAAGAUUUUGUAGAUGGGAUAAGUUGAGUCUGGCUGUGCAGUGUUGCAUUAAUCAUUGGAUUAGAUUUCUUUAAAGUCAGUCUAUUACUUUUUGAGACUGGACUUAUUUAUUUAUCUUGAAAAUUGAAACUAAAGUUUUUAUGAUAAAUUAUUUCACAAUUUUAAAAACUAUUUAAAUUGUUUAUGCAUUUCCGAUAUGACUGAUUGAGCAAAAAAAAAGGAAUGGAUCAUUCUUUCUAAGUUACUGCUCUCAGCAGUUGUCUUGAAGGAAAGCUAGAAAUGGAAAAAGUGUGGAAUUGGUUCUCUUCCCAUGUCAAGUAGUCUCUUUAAUUUUAAUGUAUACGUUUAUAACUUUUAACUAGUUACUAUUGUAUUAUGUAUAAUGCAAUUCUCUUAAUACAGUAUUUUAUUAUUAUAUACUGGUAUUAUCCAAAUUUUUAUUCAUUUUAGAUGUUGAGCCUUCUACAAUAGUCUUAAAAAAUGAAUGCAGGCUACAUUAGUUGAAUAAUUUUUGAAAGUUGAAAAGCUUGUUGAAAAUGUUGUGGAAAUUAUUUAUGAUUUGAGCAUGUCUUAAUAUAAAAGCAAGUUUAAACUAAUAUUAGCAAUUCUUGAGCUUUAUACAAAACUGUCCAAUGUUGAGGAUGCCUCAAUUGCCUGUCUCCAACUAGACUCCACCUGAAGGGCUGCAGUCACCUGGCCAAUUGUUACCAAUCUUUGGUUGUAAUUAAACAUAUCUUUCAUAUACCCAAAGUGGUUUUUCUUAGGGUUGAGAGACACUAAAAAGUGGAAUGCGCAAAAACAACCCAAUAAUAUAAAAAAAUAUCAAGCCUAAUCACAUAACUUUUGUAAUAUUGCCUGACAUCUUCUUUUACUGAAGAGAUAUUAUUGUUUUUGUUUUUUUAAAGUUCAAAAUGUCCUUGUUUUAAAAGCCCACACAGGUUUUAAAAUAUUAAAUGUCAGUUUUCUCCAAUGUUAAAGAUUAGUUUUUAAAAAAACUAUUUGCUUGCAAUUUAUUUAUGAAAAUUUGAAAUACAGUAGAGCAGGCCUGCACAUCAUACGGCCCGCCUUACACUUUGAGUUAUGCAGACCUGCAGUAAAGCAUCAAUUCUAUUUUGUUAUUAUUAUUAUCAUACAUGGCAUGGGGCAUUUGUGUAAAACACCAGAAAAUAUUUCAGAACCCAGUCAUGCAAUCCAGGUAAAAUUAAGAUACUUAUAGAACGUGCGUAAAUCUUUGACAAUGCAAUGCCCUGUAAACCUUGGGGUAUGGUUGAUAUAAUCUACAUUUUUUUAAAGCAUCAUAUGUGUAUAAGGGUAAAAAAUAUUGUACUCUAUGCACUGGCUUCUUUAUUCUACCUUUCCAUAGAAUGUUGGGUUAUCGGAACAAUUUUAACCAGAAACUUCCCUGUAGUUAGGAAAAUCAAUGCUCUACUCAAAUCAACACUCUACUCAGCUCUCUACUCAACUCUCUACACAACUCUUAAAUUAAC
Molecule: messenger RNA, 8629 nt
Organism: Lymnaea stagnalis (great pond snail)
Lineage: Eukaryota; Metazoa; Mollusca; Gastropoda; Lymnaeidae
Source: the annotation of a GenBank genome assembly